Molecule: messenger RNA, 2337 nt
Organism: Cloeon dipterum
Lineage: Eukaryota; Metazoa; Arthropoda; Insecta; Ephemeroptera; Baetidae
Gene: Amun
Product: protein amun
Exons: 5
Coding region: 72-1199 (375 amino acids)
Source: RefSeq, a predicted model, not a curated record
CAGUGUGAGACUGCGCAUUUGAGCUCUCGAAGCAAAGCAGAGGCACUAAACUGCUCGCGUUCGACUGAGAAAUGGCUUCCUCGAUGGACACAGCCACUUUCUUCUCAAAAGGAACCUCAGAGCAGUACAAAUUUGUACUGAGUUUAUAUACAGACGCCGUACGACUGAAAGCCGAGCUGAAGAAGGUCAAGAAACCCGAGGAACUGAUCAAACUGGACAAAUGGUACCAGAACGAGCUUCCGAAGGUGUUAAAAUCUCGGGGCAAAGACCGCCACUUAAACCACGAAGAACUGGUCCAGGCUAUGAAAUGGAAAUUGGCUAGAGGCAAAUUCUACCCGCAGCUGUCUUACCUAAUCAAAGUGAACACGCCCAAAGCCGUAAUGUCUGAAACAAAGAAAGCUUUCCGAAAGUUGCCAAAUUUGGAGAGCGCCAUCACCGCACUGACCAACCUGAAGGGUGUCGGCACCACAAUGGCCUCUGCCCUUUUGGCUGCUGCUUGCCCAGAAGAGGCACCUUUCAUGGCCGACGAAUGCCUCAUGGCCAUUCCAGACUUUGAAGGCAUUGACUAUACUACUAAAGAGUACUUGAAUUUCGUGCAGCACAUUAAGACAGUCGUGGACAGGCUCAACAAAGAAACAGACCCUCCUCCGGCUGAAGAAGAUGCCUGGACUCCUCACAAAGUAGAGUUGGCUCUCUGGUCACACUACAUUAUCUCCGUGAAUAAGCCUGAACUGUUGGAAGAGGCCCCCAAGAAUGGAAACUCUCAUCAUACAGCUGCCAAUGGAAUAUCCAAAACAGAUGAGUCCAUCUCAGAUGACAGUACACAGGACACAAGCAGCAAGGACUCUCCAGCCCCAACGGGUAUUAUCGUCAGCCCAGAAGACUCGUUACUUGAGGCACCAACCGAAGACUCGAUGGAAGCAAACACGGGCAACGAAGAGUCUAGCAGUCAGGACUUGCCUGAAGAGGCCAAGGAAGAAUCUCAGCCGGCAGCAGGUGCUCCCGCACCAGAGCCAAUCGUGGCCGAAAAGGAGCCAGAGCCGGCCGCCGAGGAGCCUAAACAAGUGCAGCCUGACGAACCUGAAAAGAAGAAAGAGGAGAUGACGACAACCACAACGGAAACAGCCGCCGAGAAGGAGGCUGCCAUCGAUGAGCAGCCAGCGGCGAAGCGGCCCAAAGUUGAUGGAGGCGAAGACUAGGGGCUCUGUGGCAAACACCACGUGUAGUUUCUUUGUUUUGUAUUUAUUAAGAGCAUUACAUUCCAAGCAGGACGCCAGGGCAAGUUGUUCUCACCAUUAGUCCUUGAAUUCAAUAUAAUUUCUCUCAUCCUUAAAAGAGGACUAGAUGUAUAAAAAUUUGGACUAAUUCCUCCUGCAUGCAGUUUGUAUUCUUUUUUAAAUCGGAGUUGUCUAAAUCCAGAAGCACACAAGAUUUGACACUGAAAAUCUGCAUCUUAUGACCAGGGGGUGUUCAAUUGACGAUUAUCAAUACUGGUUGAUUUUGCAUUCUGAACGAUGUAAAAAUGUUGAUUCUGCCACCCUCUGGUGGACUGAUCGAUGCUUCCUUGUCACGCAAGUCUACUCUAGUAGUGGCUUUGGAAAUUGAUGAGUCCCACAAAAAGGUGAUUGAGUCUAUCGAUUUUUGGCACUGGCUUAGACUUUUCUGUAUAAAUUCUAAUUACUGACUACUGAGUUUGAACAGCUUUGGCUCUGUUUUUUUGCGAAUUUAGCUGUCUGAGCGCGACAGCUCGUGGUGCCAAAGAUCUUGAGGUCUCGACGCACCUAAAUUCAAUUGAUGAUUGUCUUUUCGAUUUGAUUCACAUCUUUAUGUCUUGUGUAAAUACCGAGCAUUGGUUCUGCCAACAUCACACACCCACACCAACUCACUCUCAUUCAUCCACUAACACAUCUAGACAUUCAACACACAAACACAUUAGUAAGCCUUGGCAAGGCUGAAGCCCCCAACGAGAGAGUAUUUGCCGCCGCUGCUUCUCCUUAAUUUGUGUCUCCUUAAUGUUAAUUUUCAAACUGUUCUCGACUAGUGAAAGAAAUGGAAAUAAAUAUUUUUCUCUAGCUUGUAAGUUUGUAUGAUUAUGUUAACGAUGAAGAAGAAAGAAAGCCCUCUCCGAUAUGAAAACAACUGGUAGCACUAGCAGAUCAUCACUUCAUGGCCUUAAAAGAGCGCGCGCAGAGAGACUGUUUUUCAGUGUCCGUGAAAUGAGCAAAUACCAUAAUAUAUUGACUUUGCUACGCAUUAUUCACUUGAAUGUGAGAGUAGGAUUAAGUGGAUUAUUUAAAGAAACCAAGACCAACACAAUAAAACAUGCUAUAAUACGCA